Molecule: messenger RNA, 1176 nt
Organism: Dicrocoelium dendriticum
Lineage: Eukaryota; Metazoa; Platyhelminthes; Trematoda; Plagiorchiida; Dicrocoeliidae
Source: the annotation of a GenBank genome assembly
AUGACCGGUAACCACUCAAUUGCCAUUCGAAGUGAUUUGACUGUUUGGGUGACAGAUGUAAACUACUUUGAAGAACUUGGGCGUCUGCUAUCUGAGACCUCUUUCAGCGAUCUCCAAGAUUAUGUCAGCUUCUGUAUAUUGAAUAAGUACGCACCGUAUGCCUACAGUGAGUCUGGAAAUCUCAAACAGAAAUAUCUCAAACCACUAGCAGAAUCCAUUGGAAUGCAGCACGUUGAAGGAUGGCCCUACCUGUUAGAUAUCGCAUCCCCUGGAUUCAAACUGCUUAUACUGCAGCGGUGGAACUGGAAACAUCUGGAGAGAUCGACUCAGGCACCACUAAAAAAUGUAUCAGUUUUAUUAACUCAGUGGCCAUAUUUUGCUACAGAUUCUGGGGUUCCAAGCUACAUCAAAUUUGGACCAAUGUGGUACUCUUUUGGCAAAACGAUGACAGACGCUAUUUUGACGGAACAUUUCAGGCAAAUGUCAAGUACCAAACCGUUAGCAUGGUUAGAAGAAACUGUGAAAGCUAUGGAUCUCAAUGGAAUCAAUCCUAAUAUAUCUAAAUUAUUGGCAAGAUAUCUGUCGCAGGAUGAACAACUUUCAUUUCUAAACGGACACAGGAUUUACAGUUCCUUUUUGGCUCUCGAGUUGGCUGGCCGGAUUUAUCUGAAACACAUGGACAGAACAGAUUCAAGUGCUGACGCUCACUUACUGAAAGCAAAUCUGCCUAGGGCAAUCUCGUUUUACGUGUGGUUAUUUCAGUCUAUUUGUGAAGGAAACAAGCAGCAGCUGACUAGCUUCCAAAGAAACACCAACAACGGACUCAUUGAUGAAUGUCGAGCAGCACAAGCGGCUGCUCUCAUAUCACCAGCAUUUCACAAAAUCAUAGGCUGCGCAGAUCUCCGAUUUCCGACAACAACUGAUGAUCAAACAUCUUUACUGAAACAAGGAGUGGGUUCGCGUACAUUCUAUCCCCCAACUAAAAUGUUAGAUUGAAAUGCUACCGCAGGUACUUAGGUUGGUUCAUCCGGGAUCUUGACGCAUCAAACAAUCGUCGGCUGGCGAACUCGUGCUGAAGAGCGGAUUUCGAACAACCAUCAUCAGAACUAACACCGACAUGAAUAUAAAUUACUGACGAGCAUGACGUGACACGCAUAUCAAUCGAAGACUUUCGAU